Zophobas morio is the source of this 2418-nucleotide messenger RNA. It is a transcript of the gene Hsc70-3, whose product is annotated as endoplasmic reticulum chaperone BiP. The coding region runs from base 142 to 2112 and encodes 656 amino acids. Gene Ontology annotation, biological process: endoplasmic reticulum unfolded protein response. Lineage: Eukaryota; Metazoa; Arthropoda; Insecta; Coleoptera; Tenebrionidae. Gene Ontology annotation, molecular function: ATP-dependent protein folding chaperone; ATP binding. Gene Ontology annotation, cellular component: cytoplasm; nucleus; endoplasmic reticulum lumen. The record is from RefSeq and is a predicted model, not a curated record. The transcript has 3 exons.
CGUGUCAAACCAAUUUCGCCAGUUUUGUGCACUAGAGAGGAGAUCGAACGUUGCAGUGAUUUUAGCGACGAAAAGUGUGCGAGUUUUUUCUUUUUCGGGUAUUUAUUUGUCUAAUUGUUGGGGAGAGAAGAGUUUUUGAAGAUGAAGUUGCAUGUGGCGUUGGGGGCGAUUUGCCUCUUUUUGACAGUUGUGGCCAAAGAUGACAAGAAGGAGAAGGAGGAUGUAGGGACGGUGAUUGGGAUUGAUUUAGGAACAACGUACUCGUGCGUCGGGGUCUACAAAAACGGUCGCGUGGAGAUCAUCGCCAACGACCAAGGCAACCGCAUCACCCCCUCGUACGUCGCCUUCACCGCCGACGGCGAGCGCCUGAUCGGCGACGCCGCCAAGAACCAACUGACCACCAACCCCGAGAACACCGUCUUCGACGCGAAACGCCUCAUCGGGCGCGAAUGGAGCGACCCCACGGUCCAAAACGACAUAAAAUUCUUCCCGUUCAAGGUGGUCGAGAAGAACUCCAAGCCGCACAUCUCCGUCGAGACCGGCCAAGGAGACAAAGUUUUCGCCCCCGAAGAAAUCUCCGCCAUGGUCUUGGGCAAAAUGAAGGAGACCGCGGAGGCAUACCUGGGCAAGAAAGUGACCCACGCUGUGGUGACGGUACCGGCGUACUUCAACGACGCCCAGCGCCAGGCCACCAAAGACGCCGGUACCAUCGCUGGGUUGAACGUGAUGAGAAUCAUCAACGAACCCACGGCGGCCGCCAUCGCCUACGGUUUGGAUAAGAAAGACGGCGAGAAGAACGUUCUGGUGUUCGAUUUGGGCGGCGGUACUUUCGAUGUGUCGCUCUUGACCAUCGAUAAUGGGGUGUUCGAGGUGGUGGCCACGAAUGGAGACACCCAUCUGGGUGGCGAAGAUUUCGAUCAAAGAGUCAUGGAUCACUUCAUCAAGUUGUACAAAAAGAAGAAGGGUAAAGAUAUUAGGAAGGAUAACAGAGCGGUGCAGAAGUUGCGUCGUGAGGUCGAAAAAGCCAAGAGGGCGCUGUCGUCGGGUCACCAGGUCAGAAUCGAAAUCGAAUCGUUCUUCGAAGGUGACGACUUCUCCGAAACUUUGACCCGAGCGAAAUUCGAAGAGCUGAAUAUGGAUUUGUUCAGAUCGACGAUGAAGCCGGUGCAGAAGGUCCUCGAAGACGCCGACAUGAACAAAAAGGACGUCGACGAAAUCGUGUUAGUUGGAGGUUCCACCCGUAUCCCCAAGGUCCAACAACUCGUGAAGGAGUUCUUCGGAGGAAAAGAACCCUCUCGGGGUAUCAACCCCGACGAAGCCGUCGCUUACGGAGCAGCCGUCCAAGCUGGUGUCCUUUCCGGCGAACAAGACACCGACGCCAUCGUCCUCCUCGACGUCAACCCCUUGACCAUGGGUAUCGAGACCGUGGGUGGAGUCAUGACCAAACUCAUCCCUCGCAACACCGUCAUCCCCACCAAAAAGUCGCAAGUCUUCUCCACGGCGUCCGAUAACCAGCACACCGUCACCAUCCAAGUCUACGAAGGCGAGCGUCCCAUGACCAAAGACAACCAUCUCCUGGGCAAAUUCGACCUUACGGGUAUCCCUCCAGCACCACGUGGUGUCCCCCAGAUCGAAGUCACCUUCGAGAUCGACGCCAACGGCAUCCUCCAAGUGUCCGCCGAAGACAAAGGUACCGGAAAUCGCGAGAAGAUCGUCAUCACGAACGACCAGAACAGGUUGACUCCUGAGGAUAUCGAUCGGAUGAUCCGCGAUGCGGAGAAGUUCGCCGACGACGACAAGAAGCUGAAGGAGCGGGUGGAGGCGAGGAACGAGCUGGAGAGCUACGCGUAUUCGCUGAAGAACCAAUUAGGCGACAAGGAUAAACUGGGGGCGAAGGUGUCGAGCGACGAGAAGGCGAAGAUGGAGGAGGCAAUCGACGAGAAGAUCAAGUGGUUGGAGGACAAUCAGGACACGGAGGCGGAGGAGUACAAGAAGCAGAAGAAGGAGCUCGAGGACGUGGUGCAGCCGAUCAUCGCGAAGUUGUACCAGGGGACGGGAGGGGCACCUCCACCGUCGAGCGAGGACGACGACGAUCUUAAAGACGAGCUGUGAGGUGCAAGACUGACUUUACUGUACUAGCGCGGACUGUGUGGAUGAGUGUGGAUGCGUCGAAUGUUUGCUAUGUUUAGGAAUUUUAUUUUUAACAAAUUUCCCAGUAAGAUACCUGAUGGGUUUUGUAUUAAGUAGUAAAUCUUUUAUAUUGCAGUUUUUAUGUGCGUAAUGGUAUUUAUUUAUUUUUUCCGAUCUCAAAUAUGGGUGUACGACUGUAGAUUGCAAAUCUAGUGUACGUUUUAGUGGAUUGUACACUUGUAUUUGAUUGUUGUUAUCUUCAAUUUUUCAAUAAAGUAUUGGAAAAUU